AUGAGAGGAAUGAGAUCAUUGGCCGCCUCCGCCUCCGCCAUGAAAACCGGCCAUUACCACUUCUGGAACACUUCAGUACCUUAUCUCUUCGGCGCAAUAACGCUAACUCUGCUUCUCAUCCUCACCGCAUUGAUUUUCCUCGUUUGCUCUUGCCGGAAACACUCUUCUUCUUCCGACGAAGAAGACCAGAAGACGAAGAUCGAUACGCCAUCAGUAGCGGCGGACGAUCCACAACCUAAAAUCGUCGUCAUAAUGGCUGGAAAUCACACGCCGACCUUCCUCGCUACUGCUACGCCUUCCGAUUCUUCUAAUUUCUCCCGAUCGACAGAGCGGUUUUGA
Cucurbita pepo subsp. pepo (vegetable marrow) is the source of this 339-nucleotide messenger RNA. Its product is annotated as protein GLUTAMINE DUMPER 5. Lineage: Eukaryota; Viridiplantae; Streptophyta; Magnoliopsida; Cucurbitales; Cucurbitaceae. The record is from RefSeq and is a predicted model, not a curated record. Gene Ontology annotation, biological process: regulation of amino acid export.